AUGGAGCACAACACGGAAAUUGAGGUCGCCUUAGAGUGCACCCUACCCGGGCACUGUCUAAUCGGCAGACUCUUUAACGCGACGCUGCCGGUGGGAGAAACGCCGCAGAGCCUGGCAGUGAACAAACACAAGCCGUGGAUCGAGACGUCCUACCACGGGGUGAUCACGGAGAACACCCACGUGGUCCUGCUCGACCCCCCCCUGGUCGCACUUGACAAGGAUGCCCCCGUGCCCUACGCAGGGGAGAUCUGCGCCUUCAACAUCCAUGGGCUGGAGGCCCCGUUCGAGGCGGUGGUGCUGAACGGCACGUCGGGCGAGGGCCAGCUGAGGGCCCGGGGCCUGGUGGACUGUGAGCUGCAGAAGGAGUACACCUUCAUCAUCCAGGCCCAUGACUGUGGCUCCGGGCCGGGGGGAACCGAGGGCAAGAAGUCCCACAAGGCGGUGGUGCACAUCCAAGUCAACGAUGUCAAUGAGUUUGCGCCCGUGUUCCGGGAGGCGCGGUACCGCGCGGCCGUGACGGAGGGGAAGAUCUACGACAGCAUCCUGCAGGUGGAGGCCACGGACCAGGACUGCUCGCCGCAGUACAGCCAGAUCUGCAACUACCAGAUCACCACCGCCGACUCGCCCUUCGCCAUCGACCGCAACGGUAACAUCCGGAACACGGAGAAGCUGAGCUACGAGCGGCAGCAGCAGUACGAGAUCCAGGUGACGGCCUGGGACUGCGGCCAGAAGAGGGCACUGGUCAGUGCCCCCGUCCGCAUCGACGUCAAACCCGUCUGCAAGCCCGGCUGGCAAGGGUGGAACAAGAGGGUGGACUACGAGCCCGGCACGGGCAGCAAGCAGCUCUUUCCCAAGAUGCACCUGGAGACGUGCGGGGGUCCGCUGUCGUCGGUGAGGACCACCGUGGAGCUCCAGACGAGCCACAUCGGGAAGGGGUGCGACCGCGAGACCUACUCCGAGAAAUCCCUGCAGAAGCUCUGUGGGGCGUCGUCGGGGAGCACCGACCUGCUUCCGGCGCCGGGGGCGACCACCAACUGGACGGCCUCCCUGGUGACGGACAGCGGACGCGACAGCGACCUGAUCUUCCGCUUCGACGGGCGCCAGGCGGCCAAGGUCCCCGACUGGCUGGUCCCCCAGAACCUCACGGACCAGUUCACCAUCGCCACCUGGAUGAAGCACGGGCCCAGCCCCGGCCUGAGGGCCGAGAAGGAGACGCUGCUCUGCAACUCGGACAAGACCGAGAUGAACCGCCACCACUACUCCCUGUACGUCCACAACUGCCGACUUGUGUUCCUGCUGCGCCGAGACUUCACCCAGGUGGACACCUUCAGGCCGGCCGAGUACCACUGGAAGCUGGAACAGAUCUGCGACAAGGAGUGGCACUACUACGUCAUCAACGUUGAGUUUCCCGUGGUGACCCUGUACGUUGAUGGUGUGACCUACGACCCCUAUCUGGUGACGGAUGAUUGGCCCAUCCAUCCCUCCCAGAUCGAUGUGCAGCUGACCGUUGGAGCCUGCUGGCAAGGUGGCGAGGUCGCCAAGCCACGGUUCACACAGUAUUUCCGGGGCAGCCUCGGUCUGACAAUACCCCCCGGCAGAUCGAGAGUCCAGAGGUCUCUCUGGCCUGCAGGCCUGCAAGCGAGGGCCUGGACAUCACCGCGCCUGGAGAGCCGGGAGAAGAACAUUAAGUUCCACUUCAACCCGGCCCAGUCCAUCCUGGUGAUGGAGGGGGAGGACCUGGAGAACAUCAACGCCGCUGUGGUGAAGGUCUCCUACAUCAACUCCCGCCAGUUCCCCACGCCAGGCAUCCGGCGGGUGCACAUCUCCACCACCGUCCAGUGCUUCGGGGAGGACACCUGCCUCAGCAUCCCGGACAUCGACGCGGUGGUGAUGGUGCUGCAGCCCAGCGAGCCGCGCAUCACCAUCGCCGGGGUGGAGCAGCUGAGGCGGCCGGCCGCCGACCUGAGCGGCUCCUCCGGCCUGGACCUGUUCCAGGACCUCCACAUCGCCAGCACCGUCACGCGCACCGACAGCGCCGCCCGCUACGCCGGAGUAUAUGCUGGAGGAGUCCUGGAGGAGAUCAUCCACAACCUGGACUACUGUGACAUCCUGGUGCUGGGGGAGGAGCUGAGGCCGGAGGCGGAGUCUCUUCAGCUGGACCGCAGCAGUCUGCUGGGCAUGCACCUGGACGCCACCAAUUCCACCUCCGGCAUGUCCAUAUAUGGCGUGGACUCCAUGUCAAACUACGAGCACGUCAUCCGACAGGUGCGCUACCACCACUGGCUUCCGGCCUCACUCACCCGGCGUCGCUUCCGCCUCACCUGCUCCGAGCUGAACGGACGCUACACCAGCAACGAGUUCAAACUGGAGAUCGGCGUGCUCCAUGACUCAGAGGCUGGCGAGCACGUCAACUACAUGGUGGCUCCACCGCAGUACAUGCAGAUGGUGCAUCGACCGUCUUCCCUACAACACAGCCUGUACCCCGGCCACAGCUCAGGAGUGCCGAGUGCCGCCACAGUGGUGAUCGUGAUGUGCAUCGCCGCCCUGGUGGUGGUGGUGGUGCUGGGCAUCUACCGCAUCCACCUCACCCACCAGCAGGAAGCCAAGCUGGUUGAGACCACUAAGGAGGCAGACGUGGCCUGGGAUGACUCAGCCCUCUCCAUCACUGUCAACCCCAUGGAGAACCUUACACAGCCCCAGGCCAGCGAGGAAGAGGAGGCGAGUGAAGAGGACGAAGAGGAGGACGAGGAGGAAGAUGACGAUGAAGAGGAAGACGAGGAUGACAUCACCAGUGCCGAAUCAGACGACAGCGAGGAGGAGGUGGAUGUCCAGCUACCCAGGAUUCACCAGCCCAGCAAGAGAGGGAACAACUUGGACAAAGCAACGAUAUCUUACUAAACAAAUGAAUAUGAAACAUAAACAAACUCACAUACUCGCACAUACAUCCAAAAACACAUAAUCACAUAGAGAACCCUCCAGUGCAGUGGUCGAAACAGAAGACUCCGUGAUGCGGGUGUU
Messenger RNA from Gadus chalcogrammus (walleye pollock), 3018 nucleotides. RefSeq names its product calsyntenin-2-like. Lineage: Eukaryota; Metazoa; Chordata; Actinopteri; Gadiformes; Gadidae. The record is from RefSeq and is a predicted model, not a curated record. Gene Ontology annotation, molecular function: X11-like protein binding; kinesin binding; calcium ion binding. Gene Ontology annotation, cellular component: cell surface; postsynaptic membrane. Gene Ontology annotation, biological process: positive regulation of synapse assembly; homophilic cell-cell adhesion; positive regulation of synaptic transmission.